AUGGAGUUCACCGCUCCCCCGACUGCGGCCCGGUCGGGCGGCGGCGAGGAGAGGGCGGCUGAGCACCAGCAGCAGCAGCAGCAGCAGCAGGCGGCGGUGGAGAAGGAGCACAUGUUCGACAAGGUGGUGACGCCGAGCGACGUCGGGAAGCUGAACCGGCUGGUGAUCCCGAAGCAGCACGCGGAGAAGUACUUCCCGCUGGACGCGGCGGCGAACGAGAAGGGCCUGCUGCUCAGCUUCGAGGACCGCACGGGGAAGCCCUGGCGCUUCCGCUACUCCUACUGGAACAGCAGCCAGAGCUACGUGAUGACCAAGGGCUGGAGCCGCUUCGUCAAGGAGAAGCGCCUCGACGCCGGGGACACCGUCUCCUUCGGCCGCGGCGUCGGCGAGGCGGCGCGGGGAAGGCUCUUCAUCGACUGGCGACGCCGACCCGACCCGCCCGUGCACCACCAGUACCACCACCGCCUACCGCUCCCGUCCGUCGUCCCCUACGCGCCGUGGCCGCACGCGCACUACCACUACCCAGCUGCUGCUGCUGUUGCUGCCGCGGUCGGCGUCGGAGCCGGUGCCGCCAGGACGACGACGGUGCUCCACAUGCCGCCCUCGCCCUCCUCGCUCUACGACCCCCACCGCCGCCACGUCGGCUACGACGCCUACGGGGCCGGCAGCAGGCAGCUGCUCUUCUACCGGCCGCACCAGCACCACCAGCCCUCCACGGUGGUGCUGGACUCCGUGCCGGUACGGUUACCGACAACGCCAGGGCAGCACGCCGAGCCGCCGCCUCCCGUCGUGGCGUCAUCGGCCUCGAAGCGGGUGCGGCUGUUCGGGGUGAACCUCGACUGCGCCGGCUCCGAGGAGGAGAACGGCGGCGGCGGUGGGUGGAGGACUAGUGCGCCGCCCACGCAGCACGGCCUGCCGUCGCCGCCGUCCUCGUCGUCCUCCUCCUCCGAGAAAAAGAGGUGCUCCGUGAAUCUUUACUUAUGA
Miscanthus lutarioriparius is the source of this 984-nucleotide messenger RNA. The record is from the annotation of a GenBank genome assembly. Lineage: Eukaryota; Viridiplantae; Streptophyta; Magnoliopsida; Poales; Poaceae.